CCUAGGCCAGUUGAAAGGACAUAGCCUAAGUGCUGAGGCUUUUAUCAGACUCACAACUGCCCUCAACCGACACAAAGAAUGUAACUGCACCGUUACCCAUCAGCAAGGGACUUCUGGGUUGCUGGCGGAAUGUUUAAGGCGGGCACUUCAGCGACCCAGGUGUUUUAGGACAACGUCCGCGGUUCGGCUGCCCCGUUAUCACCAUAGCCUACUAUAACAACACAUCAGCCUUAACUGGUGUCUAGCCUGCUUUACCUUCGAUGGUCAGUCGUCGGCGCUUGCAUGCCCUACAGCUUCACUGAAGUUAGUUGGGAUAGUUUUCCAAAAGUUCGGAUUUACAAUGAAAGCCAAGACUGGGGUCAUCCUAGUCUUGUUCGCUGCUUUCGUUAAUGUUGCAGCACAGGAUGCUGAAGCCGGGCAAAAUGUUGUGGAAGAGUUAUUUGUGGAAACCUUGGUGAGUUCAGUCUAUUUUCUCUCCAAAGCAGCGAUAGGAAAGUGGCGAAUCUUGCACGAGCCGAAUGCAAUGCAUUGCAACAUUCAGACCAAAUUGAAACAAUGAAGGCCUAUCAGCUUUUCAUUGUUAACGUUGUAAAUGUAUCGCUUAUUUUAUGUAAUAAAACGAUGCAUUUAUUUAUUUGGAAUGCAAAUAUCUUACACUUGAUUUUAUUUUUUCAAUUUUCUCCCCCUUCAUAAGGUGAAACCCGAAACUUGCUCUAUAAUGUCAGAAACGGGAGACACGCUAGAAAUCCACUAUACGGUAAGAAAAAAAAAGUGUAAAUGAAUGGCCUAACUAACAUUUUCAAUUUCAAAGGUAGGCUAGGCACCGCCCUGUUUGACAUCAGACCUAGCCUACAUGCUUACUGAGAUAAAUGUCGAUAAUAUUUUGGGGAUUUUUAAAAAUGAAAUCUGAUCAAAAGUGUUCUCUGCAAUUGAAGUGGUGCUGAUUCAUUGCACGUCAAUAAACUUGACUCGAUACGAUGUUGCCUAUGUGGCAAGGUGUGAAGCGGCAAGUUAGUAAUUUCACUUCAGACUGGGAAAUUCGUGUGCCAAUCAAAUAGUCAAAUAAAAACAACUUUCAAUUACACUUAGUUUGUAAUCAUAUCUGGGAUGGCAAGUAAAUUGCAUGUGAUAUUGACACGUUUUAUGCGUGCCAGACAUUCUACUCGGCAGUGUGAUGGGGGAGGUGCAACACGUCAGCACUCUUGCUCAGUACCAGAUUUCUAGAACAUAUGUGGUUAGCUGAUUCGUAAAAUACCUAACCAGGCGUUGUAAGAUCUGUCACGCCUCAGCAACGUCUGAGCAGGGGAACACGACCACAUCAAAGGACGAGGCGAAACGAGGGAUAACUGGGCACAAAAUCUGUCUUCUCCAAUAGGUGGCGUUUUUUCUAAUCUUAACCACACUGCUAACCUUAUGCCUAAUCAUAACCUUACAUUAAAACAAAAGCACAUUUUUGUUUUCCAGAUUUUUUACGAUAUAGCCCAUUUUUGACUUUGUGGCGGUUAACGAGUGAAAACCGUUGUGCCUGUUGUUCACACGCUUCUGCCCUCACAUUGGCUAGAAUGCUACCUCCCACCUGUUUUGCCUCGUCCCCGACUGCCUUCCAUUUGUGAAAAGACUGUAAUUAUUUUCAGUGUUAAAGCGUCCACUAGAGUAUCUGGUCAAUAUAAUGUAUAAUCUGUGACCAAACUCUUCACCUAUGACGCGUCAUGCUUGACCAUGGCCUCACCUAACGUCCCACUGGGCAACGUCUAUUCGACAUUGGUUCAACGUGAUUUCAUUGAAACGACGUGGUCGUUCAUUCAACCAGCGUGUGCCCAGUGCAGCCACACCUAUAAAGAAAGUUUUAAAAGUCUGUCAAGUGUUUCACAUUUUAAUGUGACUUGAAGGGGAUAUGCAUCUUAACCUUCUAUUUAGAUUAGAAUCACUGCUUGCAUGCAAAAUCCCUCUUUUAAAAUGCACCUACCAUAUUGUUCCAAUGCUCUGAACAGGGUAAAUUGCUGGCGGAUGGCAAGGUGAUUGACUCAUCCCUGUCCCGGGACCCCCUUGUUGUUGUGCUGGGAAAGAGGACCGUUAUCCCUGGUAAAAUCACAACCAUUCAAAUAGACCGUAUUAGACAUGAUAUUGAUCACACAAAAUAACAGGAACACUAGCUUAUGUUAAAAACAGCAAUAUACCUUCAAAUAUAGCUCACACCUGCAGUGCAGUGUUUUUGUUAUCGCAUCAUUCACUGUAUAUAGAUAACGUGAUAAUGUAUCUCCAACAGGUCUGGAACAGAGCUUGGUAGGAGUUUGUGAAGGGUAAGUAAACAGUCAAGGUCUGCCAAUACAACAUUUUAAAGUGGACAUGUAGCCUACAUUAAUUUAAAACCACUUCCACUAGGAAUUCAAUAUAUGACUUGGCUAAGCAAGGACAAUUAGUUUCAAAUAUAGAUAUUACCAGUAUGUGAAGCAAUCACAAAGAUCCUGACUCAAAUGACUUUGGUAAACAGGAAACUCUAUGAGAAUAACCUCUGUCUGUCUUAUGGUCCUCUAGACAAAAAAUCAAGACCACUAUUCCACCACACCUUGCCUAUGGAAAGAGAGGAUACCCUCCCACCAUCCCAGGUACUUAAACACAUCUGCAUAUACACACAUACUGUACACACAAUAAUACAAGCAAACACAUACGGCAAAUAAAUAUCUCACCUUGAUAACACUUGACUAGCCGGUCCAGCACCUUCUCAAAGGUCUGGCUGAGCACAGCAACACACACACGACUCAGUACUUGAUCCUCCCUCGAUCUUCUUCCCUCUGUCCUGUUAGCUGAUGCUGCUCUAGAGUUUGAGGUGGAGGUGAUGUCACUGAUCCAGGCAACCCCAUGGCAGAAGAUUGUGAAUGAUGUCUUUCCCCUAGUGUGUCUGGGCCUGGUUCCCACUCUGCUGGGCAUGGUGGGCCUCUACCUCUAUAACAAGGCCAACGCCCAGCGGCCAGGCAAGAAGAAGGCCAAGGACAAGAAGAGCAAGAAGAAAUAAAGGAAACUCACAGAACUAUUUAAAUAAUAAAAUGUAAAAACAAUAAGGGAGAGUUGUUAUUAUCGGAUGGAAUAUUCCUCUUUUUUAUUUGAUAGUUAUUGUAAGACACCUGGUAGAAAGAAGUACACAAAAAUAGAAUAAGGAAUUGAGUUCUGCCAGAAGGAGUGCAUUCUGGCAGUUUGAAGUUAUAGUUACUCCUAGUCAGUGUACAACUUGAACACC
Molecule: messenger RNA, 3235 nt
Organism: Coregonus sp. 'balchen'
Lineage: Eukaryota; Metazoa; Chordata; Actinopteri; Salmoniformes; Salmonidae
Source: the annotation of a GenBank genome assembly